CAUCAGCUCGAUGUGAGGAAAUUUCCCACAAGCUCAAGCUGUGUAUAGCAGCUGAUCAAUUUUUCAAAUUUCAACGAAUCAACCAUGCCUAACGAUCUAUACGCUGUAGCUGAUUUCUGUCUUAUUCCUAUGGGUACCGGUGAACCCUCUGUCGCUGGAUAUAUUGCGGAGUGUCAGAGGAUUCUGGAAAAAUCAGGGCUGAAAUACAAGAUGCAUGGAUAUGGAACAAAUCUAGAAGGACCAUGGUCUGAAGUAACAAAGGCAAUUCAUGACUGCCAUCUCGCUGUUCAUGCGCAAGGCGCUCCUCGUAUUGCUACGGAUAUCCGCAUUGGUACACGGACAGAUCGAGAAAUCGCACCAGGCACGGGCAACGAAGCAAAGGUGAAGAGAGUUGAGGAUAUCUUGUCAAAGUGAUUCCGAGUCUGGCUGCUGGUCAAGGAAUUAGCAGCAAGCAAUCUUCGUUCAAUAACUGUAUCAACUUGUAUGAAUGACUGCUAUGUAUGCAUACAACAAUUCCAUCCAGUCCAGUCCAAUCUUCAUAUAUGUAGAUCACUUUA
This is a messenger RNA of Lentinula edodes (shiitake mushroom), 557 nucleotides long. RefSeq lists its product as uncharacterized. NCBI's taxonomy places the organism in Eukaryota, Fungi, Basidiomycota, Agaricomycetes, Agaricales, Omphalotaceae. The transcript is spliced from 7 exons. Gene Ontology annotation, cellular component: cytosol. The record is from RefSeq and is a predicted model, not a curated record. The coding region runs from base 85 to 414 and encodes 109 amino acids.